AUGAAAUUUCAAAGGAGCGACGCUCAAGGUCUUCGCCAGCUGCGUUUGUCUGCUGACCGUGGAGAUAAUACUUAUUUCGCAGGGGAGUCGAUUACAUUCACUUGUGAGAGUGACAAACUCUUGGCCCUCAGCGGCUUUUCAUUGUUUUGUGAAGCACAAUCGUUUCAAGCAGAACGACGCGCAGCUUCAUCGUUUACAGCCAGAGUCACGUUUGUCACCAUGCUCUCGGGGACGAGAAUACAAGGUUGCUACUGCCUUUACAGAAGCAGGACAUACACAGUGCAGAGUACAACAGUGCGGAUAACGGUACUGGAACGUAGUAAACUGCGAUUAUCACCAGAUCGUGCCGAUUACGUCUAUUUCAGAGGGGAAUCCAUUAUUUUCACUUGUGAAGCCGGCUAUAGAUAUUUCCCCAGCGGAUUUCGGUUGCAUUGUGGGGGACAACGUUUACAAUUGGAAACACGUGCAGCUAACUCACGGGGAGUCGCGGUUACGUUUGUCGCGAGAGUCACAACAACUCACAGUCAAGUUUGCCACUGCCUUUAUGAAAGAGAUCAACACAUAGUACAAAGUGAAACGUUGCGGGUAACUAUAGUGGAUCGUCCUCGGAAACCAGAACUAUCAGCUGACCGCGAGGACAAAGUAUAUUUAAGACACGAAGAGGUUACUUUCACUUGCAAUAUCAUCCAUGGUUAUUCAAUCAACAGAGUUGACCUCUACACUGACAAACGACAUGCACAGACAAAACGCAAAGAAGAUGUUUCACCGUCAUACAAGGUGACGUUUAACAUCUUGGACACAAGGCCUGGGGUAGAAUAUUACUACUGCGUUUAUACACUGACCAUGUCAGGAAGAGAGGUACCCUCAGAGCCCAGCGAAAGAGUGAAAAUAACUGUAGUGGACCUGGAUGUGAAUGUGAAAGCUCUAAGUGACAUUCGCAAGAUGUGUAGUGUAUUGCCAGGUGGAUUUUGUUCCUGA
Pristis pectinata (smalltooth sawfish) is the source of this 978-nucleotide messenger RNA. RefSeq lists its product as uncharacterized. Gene Ontology annotation, molecular function: protein binding. Bases 1 to 978 code for a protein of 325 amino acids. Lineage: Eukaryota; Metazoa; Chordata; Chondrichthyes; Rhinopristiformes; Pristidae. The record is from RefSeq and is a predicted model, not a curated record. The transcript is spliced from 5 exons.